GCUACAGGGAGCUUCGGGUGCUGCCAUGGCGACGUUUGGGGCGGCAUGGACAUGGGCUGUACCGCCGCGGCGAGUACCUGUGCUCACUCGUACAUCUCACUUCGUACAUCGACUAAGAAUUGAUCCAUAUGGCACGCAUGGAUGGGUUUGAGCCUGUGCUUUUUGUGCUUGUCCCUUCAUGGAUCAGAAUCCCCCCAAUUGACAAGGCAGUUUGCUUGCAUGGGUGUGUCCUUUUGGCGAGCUUUUUGGGGCGGAUUUUGUGGAAUCGGCUGCUGCAAGUCUCUCGCUACGAAGGGCUCCAUGUUUGUGCUCGUACAUGCAUAUGCUCGGCUUUGCAUGGAUUUUUGUGUCGUGUCUGGCAUUAGCAGGCCCGGCGCUGUACACGUAUCGUACGUAUUAAUGUAUUGACUGCUAUUGGGUUGGAUUAAUUGAGUCCAUCAAUCAA
Messenger RNA from Trichoderma harzianum CBS 226.95, 445 nucleotides. RefSeq lists its product as hypothetical. NCBI's taxonomy places the organism in Eukaryota, Fungi, Ascomycota, Sordariomycetes, Hypocreales, Hypocreaceae. The transcript has a single exon. The record is from RefSeq and is a predicted model, not a curated record. Bases 142 to 408 code for a protein of 88 amino acids.